CCAGCGCGACCGUGUCGAUACCGGUGACACGCGCCGCCCUCGCACGCCUCUCGCUCAUAACCCAAUAUCUUGAAAGAAAACUUUAAGAAUAACCGCUUUCAGUAACAACACAGGCCUACUCCAUGCUUUAGCUGUGAUAUUCAUCCAAGCCAGUGCGCGGGACAUGCGGUUGCAGAGGUUGGGGUCACGCGUGGCAUCUCCCGCUCUUCUUAACCGCAAAAUUAGCGGUGCAGUAAUAUGAGAGACGUUUUAUCUGAUAAGUGCACAAAAAUGUUCGACUCGUCAAUUCAAGAAGUGAACGGAAAGGGACCGAAGAAGAGGAAAAAGUCUCUGGAUAAUGUCUGUGAUAAGGAACAGCGGUCUGAAUUAGAGAGUGACAAUGAGGUAGCUUCAGAGAAUGAAAUGGGUGAGGCGGUUAGCACUGAUGCCGUAGGGCUGCUGCACUGGCGGGAUAUGCCGAAGCACCUCCAGUUCAACCCUUACGUGCUGACAGGCUACCGGCCGCUGCAGGAUUGGGCCGGCUGCAUCCGAAGUCUCUUCUACUUCCACAAUGAAACUAUCAAUAUCCUAACUCAUGGUGUAUCCCUGGUGUAUAUUUUGGUGGUGCUGCCGGGGCUGCUGCCAUGGGGCGGCGGGGGCGGGGCGGCGUGGUUCCUCUCACUGUGCCACCUGCUGGGCGCACUGGCGCCCUGGUGCGGCUCCUUCCUUUACCAUCUCUUCAUGAACCACACUAGCGGUGCAGGCCUUUACCACCGCCUGCUGCAGCUGGACAUGCUCGGGAUAUGGGUCAGCCAGAGUAUUGGCGCUAUUCCUAUGGUGACAGCGACGGUGUACUGUGCGCCUGCGCCGCUGCGAUACGCCGCGCUCGCUGUCUACUGCCUCGGUAGCUUGCUUGGACUUUAUAAAGCAAUGCGCGCGUGGUCGCCGUGGGAGCGUCGGCUAUGCUUCGCCGCGCCGUUCUGCAUGCGGCUGUUGUUGGCGGGUGCACGUGCUGCGAGGCUCGGAGGCGGCAACCCACACGCCAUACUUCACGUCUUCUUACAAGACGCCGUAUCUCUGGGCGGGGGCGUGAUAGGGGCGAUGCAUAUCCCGGAGAAGUGGUUCCCCGGCGCUGUGGACCGCUGCCUCAAUUCCCACAAUAUUAUGCACGUCCUCGUCGUCCUAGCCGUCUACUCCAUGCAUCAGGUGACCACACUAGACCUGGCGUGGAUGUCGCGUGUAGACUGCCACGCGCCGUUGCGCCAUCUUUGACGGUGAUCGCCGUCCUCCCCCCUCCCCCCACUGAUGUCUACCACAAUCCUCCAUACACGCUAACACCAUACAAACAUUACAAUACAAAGUGUCGACUAAACAGUAACUACAUUGUGGUUUUUAGCCAAAACGAUUAAUUUAUUUUUAAUUUGAAAUUUAUUGUUUCAAAUAACACUUCUUAAAUCAAUUUAUUACGUCAAUGAUUGGUUUAAAAUGAUCAGAACUACAAAGCAAGGGCAAUCGAAAUGUAGAAGAAAGAAAAGAAGGAAAAUUUAUAUCGAAAAUAUUUUGUCUAGUCAUCUUACUUAAAAACAUUUCGUCAGAUCUACAUAUAAGUGUUGAUUACAAACAUACUGUACUUGGAAAAUAUACAAAAAAAAUGCUGGAAAAAACCAAACAUAUUAAUGUUAUAUUCCAUUUUAUCUAUUCAUUCAUGUCGUGGUCAGAUUAUAGAAUAGUUUGAAAAAGAGACCAUGAAAUAUAAACUUUUUAUAUCUUAAAAAAAGUUGAAUAUUCAUUGAUAUGUCUAGUCAUAAAAUGGCCUA
Messenger RNA from Papilio xuthus (Asian swallowtail), 1796 nucleotides. RefSeq names its product progestin and adipoQ receptor family member 4. Lineage: Eukaryota; Metazoa; Arthropoda; Insecta; Lepidoptera; Papilionidae. Gene Ontology annotation, cellular component: membrane. Gene Ontology annotation, molecular function: signaling receptor activity. The record is from RefSeq and is a predicted model, not a curated record. Bases 238 to 1251 code for a protein of 337 amino acids. The transcript is spliced from 6 exons.